Mycena indigotica is the source of this 1893-nucleotide messenger RNA. RefSeq names its product Opy2 domain-containing protein. The transcript is spliced from 3 exons. NCBI's taxonomy places the organism in Eukaryota, Fungi, Basidiomycota, Agaricomycetes, Agaricales, Mycenaceae. The record is from RefSeq and is a predicted model, not a curated record. The coding region runs from base 103 to 1893 and encodes 596 amino acids.
UCACAGGCCAUAGCCUUUCCUUCGCUCAUCAACGCCGCCCUCACUCGUCAAGCUCCUCACGUUCGUUCUAUCCGGCCAAUUGGCUUUAGCAGAAAGCACACAAUGAGGCUGGAGGCCCUCUUACCGCGCCAAGGCGAUGGCUGCAAGCAAUGCGGCGCAACACCUUCUUGCAACUGCGGACCCGGCCAGCAAUGCUUUCUUAUCAACAGAGACUGCAAUACCUGCGCUACAGUUAGAUGUGUUUCUACUUCAGCCGACAAUGCUUCAUCCAAGUCUGGCGUCGGGAAGGGCGCUCUGGCUGGCGCCAUUAUUGGCGUUCUCAUUUUCCUUGCACUAGCCGUUUGUGCUUUCCUCUGGUACCGUCGUCGGGCUGCUCGUAGCCGCCCCACUUUCGACGUUAAACCAGACAUCCCAGCUAGUGCUGAGGAUGUACUCAAUCGCGCUGAUCCCAACGAAAAGCCUGCCGCCCCAUCCCAACCCGAACAUAACCAUGUGGUCCGGGUUUUCUCUUCAUCGAACUUGACUAUCGACCUCGACCCUCAAUCCCACAACUCACCUCUCCAUACCCCAUCCCGGCAGUCAACGCAGUCCAAUCCUUUCUCUGACAGUCACUCGAUCCAGACGGCGGGAACUGAAAGUACCAAUGUCAUUCCCAUCGCCUUGGUUUCGCCCGAGCACAGGUCUACUUCAGAUACUGUCCCAACCACCUCAACCGGCCCUACCCGGCCUGCCCGCUCUCCUGACCUCAACCUUGAGCAUGCGAAUGUCUCGUUGGACUCCGUUCGUCCGUCCAAUUUACUUUAUGCGCCGUCUCAGCGGUCCGGCGUAUCUGCUGUGUCAUCUCGGAACUCAUACAUGUCGGGAGCAAGCUUUGCAAGCGACUUCCUCAACGAGGCUCCGAUGAUUAUUACGCCAGUCAAGGGCAAUGUCCGAGUUGUCAAAGCAGAGGUCAUCAGCGCUGGUGCUCUGUCACCUGUAACAGCUGAAGGAUCCCGCGUCUCUCGACCGCCCGCCACAUCGCCCUUGGCGUCCAAAUCGUUUGGCCCAGGUGAUGUUGUAGAGGAUGACGAAUCAGUGGCCGAUCCCUUCCGGGACAGACCCUCGUCGCCAGCCUCUGUAACCACGUUUGGGCAUGAUUCCCGCGCUCAUGCAUCCAUCAAUUCUGACUGGGCCGCGGAGGAGCCUAGCCUUCCUUGGGCUCGCUCAGGCGAAAGCAGGCCAACGAGUCUCAGUACUCAAGCUGGGUCUAUUAUUGACAUCGGGAAUGCAACUCGAGUGAAUGUUGGCCUUCUGAACCCCUCCACUGGUGGUGUACCUCGAUCGCCCUACCGAACGACUAUGGCAAGAUUGGUGACACCUAAUACAGCCAAUAGUGACAGUCUCGAAGAACAACAACAACGAGCUCUUGAUCAUGCUCAGGCUCGAGCCAAAGCCCAAGGUGGCGCCCUCCCCAAUCGCCGCAUCUCCAACUCUUCUGUCAUGACGUCUGCUUCACGAGCUGAUUCUAUUCUGGAAUCAUUCCCCUUUGUACCACCCUCACCCAUCUCCGAUAGACCGAUGCGAUCUCCCCCCGUAUCACCCCUCGCUAAACAAACAUUUGCCGCACCUGACAAAACACGCAAAGAGGAGGAAUCUGCGUCUCCCCUGCCUGAGCCACCAAGCAGGCGAACACUGGGUAUGUCCACAGCUUCACAGUUUUCGACAGCGUCCUCUGGUCUGGGAUCCUUCCCCUUCCAGAUUGAUUCCGGCAGUCGUGACUCUCACCCGCCUGUACCAUUCAACGGACGACAACGAGCAAGUCUGGACACGUUGGCACUCACAGCUGACUUGUCUUCUUACCCGCUGGGAUUUGACCGCGACAGUGCUAUCCCACUCCCCUCCCGCAAGAUAUGA